UUUCCUAUAUUGAUAUUGUUUAUGUGUUGAUAAAAGUGUGUAAAUCUGUCAUGUGUGAUAAAUACAAAUAUAUUUAUCCUUUAUAUUGCAAGCCCAAUAGCACAUCCUAUGCUGAAGUGAUAUCUGUAGUCUAGGAAAAUUGUCAUUGGCUAUUGUGGCCUUUUUAGCCUGAUUGACUAUGCAUUUAUGACUACAUUUAUUCAGAAGUGACUUCAAUGGGACUGUCACCUAGACAGGAUUUUUUCUCAGCCCUGCAUCAAGAUGCCAUGCAAGAGAUUGGCCGUGGCUCCUUCUGCAUGCAAAGCAUGUGCUCUACUACUGAGUUACAGCCCCUCCCCUUAGGAGCUGGUGAAUCAGGAAAAAGCACAAUUGUCAAACAAAUGAAGAUUAUCCAUGAAGCUGGUUAUUCAGAAGAAGAAUGUAAACAGUACAAAGCUGUUGUCUACAGUAAUACAAUUCAAUCCAUUAUCGCUAUCAUUAGAGCAAUGGGGAGGUUGAAGAUAGAUUUUGGGGAUUCUGCCAGAGCUGAUGAUGCUCGUCAACUCUUCGUUCUCGCUGGAUCAGCAGAGGAAGGCUUUAUGACAGCAGAACUUGCUGGAGUUAUCAAGAGACUGUGGAGAGACAGUGGUGUUCAAGUUUGUUUCAACAGAUCAAGAGAGUAUCAGCUUAAUGACUCAGCAGCAUACUACUUGAAUGACUUGGACAGGAUAGCCCAGACUAGCUAUAUACCAACACAGCAGGAUGUCCUCAGGACUAGAGUGAAAACCACAGGAAUAGUGGAAACUCAUUUUACUUUCAAGGAUCUCCAUUUUAAGAUGUUUGAUGUUGGGGGCCAAAGAUCAGAACGGAAAAAAUGGAUUCACUGCUUUGAGGGAGUCACAGCCAUAAUUUUUUGUGUUGCACUGAGUGAUUAUGAUUUGGUCCUUGCUGAAGAUGAGGAAAUGAAUAGGAUGCAUGAAAGCAUGAAAUUAUUUGACAGUAUCUGCAACAAUAAAUGGUUUACAGACACUUCCAUUAUCCUCUUCUUAAAUAAGAAGGAUCUUUUUGAAGAAAAAAUCAAAAGGAGUCCCCUCACUAUUUGCUACCCAGAAUAUCCAGGAUCAAAUACAUAUGAAGAGGCAGCUGCAUAUAUCCAGUGUCAAUUUGAGGACCUGAACAAAAGAAAAGACACAAAGGAAAUUUAUACUCACUUCACAUGUGCUACAGAUACUAAGAAUGUUCAGUUUGUCUUUGAUGCUGUAACUGAUGUUAUCAUAAAGAAUAACCUAAAAGACUGUGGUUUGUUCUAAACAUUAAUAUCAAAUUGUACUUUUUUUUGCAUUAACCAAAUGAGUCACAACUUCAUUUUUUUAGACCAUAAAUAUUUUUAUGAGUGAUACCUAAGUCAUACUCAAACUAGACACUCUGAAAUUAUUGGACUUAAAUUUAUUGAUUUCAACAAGUCUACUCUGAGAAUGACCAACAUUGGCUACCACCCUAUGUUUUUGUUUAUGUUUCUGAUUUUCCUAGUCUUGAUUAGGUUGAAACAUAAAAUUCAAAUCUACAGGUUUAUGUGGUAACAUGAAAAAGCAUUGGCCAGACCAAUAUUGUACUAGCUUAUUUAAACAGUUUUAUUUAUGUUUGUUGUAUAGAUUUAAAUAGUGUUGAAUAACAAUCAACACAUGAUGAUUGUCUGUUUAUGUGUGACUGUGUGUUGUUUAUGUAAACACUGAACAAAUAUUUUAACGCAUCCCGUAGAAUUUUCAUGUUUUAAGGACUGCUUUUUCUGUAGGAGAAAAUGUUUUUCCUUUUAGAUUUUUCAUUAUUCAAACAAAUAUUUUUAAAAAACAAACAAACCCUUAAUUUUCCAUAUAAUACACGUGACAUAGUUGUUCUUAGAUUUUAUUUAUGCCCCUGUAAUUAGCAGAGUAGGCUUUUUCUUGAUUAUAGGAUCCUUUACACUUGCUCAGGAUUAAAUAAGAAAUGCCCCA
Lacerta agilis (Sand lizard) is the source of this 1970-nucleotide messenger RNA. It is a transcript of the gene GNAI1, whose product is annotated as G protein subunit alpha i1. Gene Ontology annotation, biological process: adenylate cyclase-modulating G protein-coupled receptor signaling pathway. The transcript is spliced from 9 exons. Gene Ontology annotation, molecular function: GTP binding; G-protein beta/gamma-subunit complex binding; G protein-coupled serotonin receptor binding. Bases 216 to 1289 code for a protein of 357 amino acids. The record is from RefSeq and is a predicted model, not a curated record. NCBI's taxonomy places the organism in Eukaryota, Metazoa, Chordata, Lepidosauria, Squamata, Lacertidae. Gene Ontology annotation, cellular component: heterotrimeric G-protein complex.